Messenger RNA from Argentina anserina (silverweed cinquefoil), 757 nucleotides. Its product is annotated as CRIB domain-containing protein RIC6. NCBI's taxonomy places the organism in Eukaryota, Viridiplantae, Streptophyta, Magnoliopsida, Rosales, Rosaceae. The transcript has 4 exons. The record is from RefSeq and is a predicted model, not a curated record. Bases 77 to 736 code for a protein of 219 amino acids.
GACGCUCACGCACGGGCAAAUUUCCCCAGCUGAAGUAGGUUUCUCUGCAUGCACUAAAUCAAGCACUUGAGCCAAAAUGGCCACAAAGGUGAAGGGUCUCUUGAAAGGCCUGAGGUACAUUUCACAGAUAUUCGAGGAAAAAGAUCAAGAAAUACAAAUUGGCUUUCCCACAGAUGUAAAACAUGUUGCACACAUUGGAUGGGAUGGUCCAUCUGCAAAUAGUACUCCCAGCUGGAUGACCGAGUUCAAAUCUCCUCAAGAAUCCGCAGGGCAACUUGGUGUUAAGGAAUUGUCAGCCAAAGAUAUAAAUAAACGUGGACUGUCUAUUGCUGCUCAAGAACUGGCGCGUCUGAACGACAUUCCUAAGUCUACAAGUUCCCCAUCCAAGAAGGAUGGAAAAUCUAAAAAGAGUUCUAGGCGCAAUCGUUCAACGGAAGCCAGUGGAAUGGAGUCUCCAGCUCGAGAAGGUAGUAGCCGGCAUUCAAGAAGAAGCCGCAACUCUACCAAUAGUCUUGGCUCUGAGUCCCCCUCACAUGACUUGCCUGGGAUCCCAAAACUCCGGAAAAAAAAGGGUUCCACUGAUGGAGGAUCCGCAAAAUCAUCAAGAAGGCCACGGUCUAAAGGUCAGAAUUCAUUACCUGACAUGUCACUUGAAGGUUCUGAGAAUGGUAGUCCAAUGCACCCGGCUUUUGCAGGGAAGAGUUCAGAGAUAAUCCCAGCAGGGAUUCAUAUCUAACCAAAUGAAGAAAUGGAUGUC